Molecule: messenger RNA, 1257 nt
Organism: Lycium barbarum (goji berry)
Lineage: Eukaryota; Viridiplantae; Streptophyta; Magnoliopsida; Solanales; Solanaceae
Exons: 2
Coding region: 1-1257 (418 amino acids)
Molecular function (GO): DNA binding
Source: RefSeq, a predicted model, not a curated record
AUGGCAGAGGACUUGUCUAAAGGCAAUCGAAGGGAUCCUGGCUGGAAAUAUAAUCAUUUGCAGAAUCCUAAUGACACUACAAGAGUCACAUGCAAUUUUUGUGGAAAAACAACCAGGGGUGGAAUAAAUAGGGCAAAACAACAUUUGAUUGGAAAUUUUAGGAAUGCAGCAAAGUGUUUAAAUUGCCCACAUGAGGUUAGAGAUGAAUUGAGAAAUUACAUGGAGGAGAAAAAAUUAAGAAAGGAAGUCUAUACUAAUGAAUUUUCUGGAUUUGAUGAGUUUGAUUAUCAAGACGAUGUCGGUGGAGAAGAUGAAGUCCAAGAGAUCAUUCAUAAGAAAAGAGGUAGAGGAAGCUUUCCUAGUAGCACUAGUAAGAAAUUGGCCAAAGGAAAGGGACCCAUGGAUGUGUUUCUACAAAUGCAAGGAACACUUAGGCAAGCAAAUAUCAAAGAUUCAUGUGAUAAAGAAGCAAGAGCAAUGACAAUUCAAAAAGUUGCUCGCUUCUUUUACAAUAAUGGGAUCCCAUUCAAUGUUGCUCGCUCAAAAAGUUUUAAGGAAGCAAUUGAGGUUGUAGGAAGGUAUGGUCCAAACUUGAAGCCUCCAAGUUACCACAAAUUAAGGGUUCCGUUACUUAGGAAGGAGGUUGAGUUGACCAAUGAGAUUAUAAACAAACAUAGACAAGAAUGGCUGAAGUAUGGAUGUUCCAUUAUGGCGGAUGGAGGGUCAGAUAGAAAACAAAGAACUUUGAUAAACUUUUUGGUGAAUUCUCUGUAUGGAACAGUCUUCAUGGAGUCGAUAGAUGCUUCCUCAUUUGUUAAGACUGGAGAGAAGUUAUGUGAAUUGCUUGAUAGAUACGUGGAGCGCGUUGGAGAGCAGAAUGUGGUUCAGGUUAUAAGUGAUAAUGGCAGCAACUUUGUGUUGGCUGGUCAGCUCUUACAGAGAAAAAGAAGACACAUAGAAGAUAUCGGGAAGAUUCCAAACAUUAAGAAGGCCCUUCAAAGAGCAAUCGCCCUUAUCGGUUUCAUUUAUGGGCACUCAGGAGUCUUAAAUAUGAUGAGAGAUUUCACAAAAAAUAAAGAGUUGGUGAAAUCUGGGAUUACUCGAUUUGCAUUAAGUUUUCUGACUUUGCAACGGUUGCAUUGUCAAAAAACUAAUUUGCGAGCAAUGUUUACCUCUGACAAAUGGAUGAUUAGUAGAUGGUCUAAGUUACCAAAGGGGAAAUCUAUAGCUCAUACCAUCUUGAUGACAACAUUCUAG